ACAAAAGGUCACAUGUGGGGAGAAUGUUUUCAAGAAAUUUCUUAGGCAAACAAGACGAGGAAAAAGAUGAUUAAAAGUCAGAAAGGAGAAGAUAUAUAAACCACCCAAGUCAGAUGGAGGUCAUACGUAUGUAAACGGCAUAGGAGAUGUAGCUAGUUGCUGACCACUUUAAACUACCCCGCUGCUUGGACGCCCACCACGAACCUCCCACCGAGAAGUGCACCUGUUCUGCUGAACAGCCUGCAGACGGAUGCUCCAGAUGAACACAGGAAGAGAAUCACUUGUAAUGCAGCCUUCAGCUCUUGAGCUGCCAGCUGACACUGUGCGGCGCAUAGCGGCCGAACUCAAAUGUCACCCAACAGAUGAGCGGGUUGCUGUCCGCCUCGAUGAGGAAGAUAAGCUGCGGUGCUUCAGAGAAUGUUUUCAUAUUCCCAAAAUGCGGGAUCUGCCUUCAAUUGAUUUAUCGCUAGUGAAUAAGGAUGAAAAUGCCAUCUAUUUCUCGGGGAAUUCUCUUGGCCUUCAACCAAAAAUGGUUAAAACAUAUAUUGAAGAAGAGCUAGAUAAAUGGGCCAAAAUGGGAAGCUAUGGUCAUGAAGUAGGAAAGCGUCCUUGGAUAACAGGAGAUGAGACUAUUGUAGGACUUAUGAAGGACAUUGUAGGAGCCAAUGAGAACGAAAUUGUCUUAAUGAAUGCUUUGACUGUUAAUUUACAUCUUCUACUGUUAUCAUUUUUUAAGCCUACCCCAAAACGGCAUAAAAUUCUUCUGGAAGCCAAAGCCUUCCCUUCUGAUCAUUAUGCUAUUGAAUCACAGCUACAACUUCACGGACUUAAUGUUGAGGGAAGUAUGCGGACCAUAAAGCCAAGAGAGGGGGAAGAAACCUUAAGAACAGAGGAUAUCCUUGAAGUAAUUGAGAAGGAAGGAGACUCGGUUGCAGUGAUCUUGUUCAGUGGGCUACAGUUUUACACUGGACAGCUCUUUAAUAUACCUGCCAUCACCAAAGCUGGACAAGCAAAGGUACGCACGUCCUUUCCUCCUUCCCACCAUACCCUAACCACCACUCUGCCAAAGAGGGUUCUACCUGCACUUCCAGUGAUGUACCUUUUGUAUUUAGGUAAACCCAUACAAUUUAAUUUCUUUUCAAUUCAGUAUUUAAAUUCAGGAGCAGGAGGUAUUGCCGGCGCCUUUGUCCAUGAAAAGCACACCCAUACCAUUAAACCUGCGUUGGCGGGGUGGUUUGGCCAUGAACUCAGCACAAGGUUUAAAAUGGAUAACAAACUGAAAUUAAUCCCUGGGGCCAGUGGGUUUCGAAUUUCCAAUCCUCCCAUUUUGUUGGUUUGUUCUCUUCAAGCUAGUUUAGAGAUCUUUCAGCAGGCAACUAUGAAAGCACUGAGGAGAAAGUCUAUUUUGCUAACUGGGUAUCUGGAAUACCUUCUCAUGCAUUACUAUAGCAAAGAUAAAGCACAUGCCCAGAAGCCAACUGUGAGCAUAAUUACGCCGUCCCGUAUAGACAACCGGGGCUGCCAGCUAACACUGACAUUUUCUGUGUCUAAGACAAAUGUUUUCCAAGAACUAGGAAAAAGAGGAGUGGUUUGUGACAAGAGAGAGCCGGAUGGCAUUCGAGUGGCUCCCGUUCCUCUCUACAAUUCUUUUCAUGAUGUUUAUAAAUUUGUCAAUCUGCUCACUUCUGUACUUGACUCUAUAGAAACAAAAAAUUAAGUGUUUUCUAGAAUUUAGGCUACUAUACUGAAAGCUGCUGUGCUUUUUAGUGUUACUCAUAUUUAAUUAUUGAAAGUAUUUCAAAAUUGACUACGGGUAACGAGUAAUAAAUCAUGUAUACGUUACAGAAAAAUCUGAUAUAAUAUUUCAGUCAAUGCCCCUGAGGAGUCCACACAACUAUGUAGUCUCUUGGUGUAUGGGGAAUCAAAGACUAACUCUAUUGGUCCAAAAUUCUGUACACAGUCUCAAGUGGCUGUCACAUUUCAUGAUCGUUGAAACAUUUUAUGUUGGUUCAAUUUACAGUUUGACUGACAUCUUCAUAACGUAUGUGGAAUUCGUGUGUCAGUUUUGAAUAUAUUACUUUCAUUUGAAUUUGCCAAGGAAAGGAAAAUACAUUUCCUAGCACAGUGGCUUUCAAAUGUUUUUUGCCACAAUCCAAAUUACCUCGAUCUCUAAUAUCAGUCUAGACUAGAGACUAUUGGUAUAGCAGAGACCCAUAUUCAUAUGUGUAUAUGCCAAAUUUUAUUGAUUAUAAGAUAUUUUUGUCAUAUUUUGAACAAUUUUGAAAGAGGAUACACCUUUAAUUUUCAAUUAAUAGCUUUUUACAAUCACCAUUGACCAUUCUGUCACAUUACCAUCUCUGAGAAUAGCAUGCUUUUCCUAAUGAAUAGGUGACAUCUUAUAUUUGAUUUUUUAAAAAAAGGUUCAUUGUCAAAAAUAAAAGUUUUAUAAAUUAUUUGCCUGUGUUCUGAUAUUCAGUAUUCUACUUUAUCUCGCUGUCAGAAAUGUUGCUUGAAACUCAUGAAAUUGAUUUCCUCAAUCAUUCUUGAGACCUAAUCUACACUUUUAAGAAUGUUCCUUUGUGAUAUAGGCU
Messenger RNA from Otolemur garnettii (small-eared galago), 2591 nucleotides. RefSeq names its product kynureninase (gene KYNU). The record is from RefSeq and is a predicted model, not a curated record. Bases 251 to 1717 code for a protein of 488 amino acids. NCBI's taxonomy places the organism in Eukaryota, Metazoa, Chordata, Mammalia, Primates, Galagidae. Gene Ontology annotation, biological process: NAD+ biosynthetic process. Gene Ontology annotation, cellular component: cytoplasm. Gene Ontology annotation, molecular function: pyridoxal phosphate binding; kynureninase activity. The transcript is spliced from 13 exons.